CCUCCCCUUCGCCUCUUUGUGUCGGAGGCGGCAAGCAGCGAAGGCGGGCAGGCACGCAGAGGCAGGCGCGCUGCCCCCGGCCCAGCGGCCCACCCAGCCCUUCGGACCUCGGGGGGCGCGCACGACGGACGGGCGGGCGGGCGGACGGGCAGCGCUGCCAGGCGCCUUUGUUGGGCAGGGCCCCCCUCUCUCCCCCUCCCCUCCCCUCCCCUCCCGCGCCGAGCCCAGCCCCAGCAGACCCCCGCCCCGCCCCUCGCGACAGGCGUGGCCGCUGCUGGCUCUGCAGAUGCCGGGCAGAACCUGAAGCAGGACCCUCCACCUCCACCCCUGACACCAUGAUUUCCACAAAGGAGAAGUCCAAAGCCCCCAAGGACAGCAUGACACUCCUCCCCUGCUUCUACUUCGUGGAGUUGCCCAUUGUGGCUUCCUCCAUUGUAACCCUCUAUUUCCUGGAGUUAACGGACCUCUUCAAGCCUGCCCAGGUGGGUUUCCAGUGCUAUGACCGUGCUCUGUCCAUGCCCUAUGUGGAAACCAACGAGGAGAUGAUCCCAUUGCUCAUGCUCCUCAGCCUGGCGUUUGCGGCACCCGCAGCAUCUAUCAUGGUGGGAGAAGGCCUCGUGUAUUGCCUGCAGUCCCAGCUGAAAGGGCGCGCUGGGUCUGAAGGGAGCAUCAAUGCCGGUGGGUGCAAUUUCAACUCCUUCUUGCGCAGGACGGUCAGGUUUGUGGGUGUCCACGUUUUUGGCCUCUGUGCCACAGCCCUGGUGACCGAUGUGAUCCAGCUGGCCACGGGCUACCAUGCCCCCUUUUUCUUGACUGUCUGUAAGCCCAAUUACACUCUUCUGGGAAUCUCCUGUGAGGCCAACCCAUACAUCACUCAGGAUAUUUGCUCGGGCCAAGAUCACCAUGCCAUCCUUUCUGCUAGGAAAACGUUCCCCUCCCAGCAUGCCACGCUCUCUGCUUUCGCUGCUGUCUACGUUUCGAUGUAUUUCAACUCCAUCAUCUCGGACAGCACCAAGCUCCUCAAACCGAUCCUGGUGUUCACCUUUGCUAUUGCGGCCGGUGUCUGUGGCCUGACGCAGAUUACCCAAUACCGCAGCCACCCUAUUGAUGUUUAUGUGGGUUUCCUGAUAGGGUCCGGCAUUGCGGCCUACCUGGCGUUCCAUGCCGUUGGUAACUUCCAGGGACCGACAGAGAAGGCUCCUUCCAACCCCCCGGCCAAAGAUGCCCUGAGAGCUCUCACGCAGCGUGGCCAUGAUUCCGUUUACCACCAGAACAAGUCCGCUAGCACAGAUGAGCUCAACCCCCAGGGCCAGCUGGAGGGGAUGAACCGGCAGGUGCAGAGGGAGAAGAACUCGCUGGGCAGCUUGAAACGGGCGAGCGUCGAUGUGGAUCUCUUGGCCCCGCGGAGCCCCAUGGGGAAGGAGAACAUGGUCACCUUCAGCAACACCCUGCCACGGGUCAACACGCCCUCCAUGGAUGACCCUGCUCGUCGCCACAUGACCAUUCAUGUGCCCGUCGAUGCCUCUCGCUCCAAACAGUUGAUCACCGAAUGGAAGCAGAAAUCAGUGGAAGGACGUGGCAUGACGCUGGCAGAGGAAGUGGCCAGGAGAGCCGGCUCUGACUGCAUAGUUGGUGAAGAGGAGGACCACAUCCCGCCCUCCUUGUACCCCACAGUCCAAGCCCGGACUGCCGAACGGGCCUCCAUGGGCCCACGAGUUCUCAUCCAGCCGAGGCCCGGGGCUUCCCAACUGGUGCACAUCCCCGAGGAGAGUCAAGCCAAUGCCGGGGCCAACAUUUCUCCCAAAAGCAGCUCCGCCGUGAGGGCCAAAUGGAUGAUGAUGGCAGAAAAGGGGUCGGGGCAGCGGGUGGCCAACCCGCCACGCCUCAUGCAGGUGAUUGCCAUGUCGAAGCAGCAGGGGAUGGCGUCCGUGACCCCAAAACAUUCAGAGACCUCCUCCUCUUCCACCAGUUCGGAUUCUUCCCAGUACCGAUCUCCGUCAGAAAGAGACAGCUCCAGUGUCGUCACCAUCGAUGCCCACGCCCCGCAUCACCCCGUGGUUCACUUGUCGUCUGGGAACGGGCCUUGGGAAUGGAAGGCUACCCAGAAAGCUCCUGAUAUCCAAGAUGCUUACGAGCUCAAUGAGAUGAACAAGGAUUAUCGCAGCUUCCGGCCUGCCAAGAGUGCUGGGGUUUCUCCUGGCUCCUCUGUCAGUGACAUAGAACAGGACGAGUCACGCUACGGGAGCGUGGCCACGAUCAGCAUCGCCUCAGGAGUGGGGGGGAGUGGCCCAGUCAUGUCAGCAGAGGCCAGCCCUGCAGAGAACGUGAUGAGCGCUGCCAGCCGGGAGUCAACCCUGCGGAGAAAGCCGACCACUUUGACAGUGGGAGAGAAGGAGGGCCAAUCUGAGGAGACUGAAAAUUACUACAAGAAGAUUCAAGCCAACCGAAGGUUUAAGGAGUAAUUCUUUCUGCUGAGCCUUCACUUAUUCAGUUUGGGACUUUAAAAAAAAACAUGUAUUUAAGAGAGUGGGAAUCUUUGAGACAAGAUGUCAGUUUUCUGGGAAAUGUAAUCUGUGUGGUUCAACUGGAUGCCGGUGCUGGUGAAAAAGUGGCGCUUCCAAGACCAGCCAGCUUUCUGGGAUGACAACCUGGGAGCUGCUUCAGUAAAGUGUUUCAAGCCACAAGCUGGUUCUUCUUGUCUAGAUUAUCUUUCCUUAACUUCUUCUGGUCUGGAAAUGAAUAACAAUUUCUCAAAGCAAAUCAACUGGAUUUUCCAGUAGAUUUUUAAAAAGGUGCUCAAGGCAAUUCAGGACAGCAGUAAUUUAUUCCAAAUCAGGAACGGCUAGAACCAGCAAUGGAGGGAGGGCAGGGUGGGAAUUAAACAACACAGAAAUAAUCGAGGGUUCCUCCAGAUUGUACUCCUGACUUUCAUUUGCAGGAGCACAGAAAAUGUCAUUGCCAUUUGAGGAUAAGGAUUUGGGUCAUAUGGGGGAAAAGGUGUAAUGCGUCCCUGAGGGCUCCCUCCUCCACGGUGUUAAGAGGUGUCUUAUUUUCUUGUAGAUUAAAUUGCAGGUGGGGAGGGAAUCUGUAAAUAUCUGUGUUGUGGACAGAAGAGAGCAGAAGCCCUCCAACAGAGAGGGGAAAAGGCCCUUUUACGGAGGAUUGAGGUUGAGUGGAGGGUUGACCUCUUUCUCCCUUAAAAGUGCAGGUUGCUGACACGUAAAUCCUUAUGUUGCCGAAACAGGCCAGAGGGAGUCCAUCUUGUCCCACCUCCCUGUCUGUAAAAGUGAACCGGCCAGAUGAGUCUGGGAAACCUCUCAAAGGCUGCAAAAAACAGACCUUUUCGUUUUGCAGAAUGGGAUCAUCUUCCAGCAGCUGCAGGAAGGCCACACCUGGGACACUGAAGUCUUUGCCCUCCCAGAUUCCCUGCUCAGGAUUCCAGCUUCAGACGUUUCAUCUGAAUUUAAUUCCUUGCUCUGAAAUCCACCAGUGCUGUCGGAAGGACUGGGAACGUCCUUGGGAUUUGGGGCUGGGGGUGUGUGGAUUUGCAGGAUGCUGCUGAGAACAGGGAAUACAUUCAGUGCUGGCUGAGUGUUCCUCCUCUGGCUGGACAGCUGCAGAACUUCAGCUUCCUCAUGAUGGGCUGGAGCGAAAAGCAUCUCUAAUGUUGCACCACCUAGAAGCCUGGGAAUGCUGUGAGGGGAAUGCUUUGUGAAUGGCGUACGCUGGCCAACUCUUGUUUGGGGGAGGAGCCCGGGGGGCAGGGUUUGGUGAGGGGAGGGAUACCCCUCCUCAAGGGGUCAUUUCCUCCAGGGGAACGGAGCUCUGUAGUCUGUAGUUGCAAUUCUUGGAGAACUCACCUGGAGGUUGGCUAUCCUGGAGUGGGGUAAGUGUUGAGGCAUGAGUAUAGUUUGGGGGCAAAGGGAAGGAAUGUAUAGCCUUGCGGGAUGAUAUAGGGUCUAACUGGGGCAUCCACUGUUAGCAUGAGAAGGGUUCGAAUAAUGAGGGGUGGGGGAGAGAAUGGACCUAGAAUGGACCCUUCGUCAAGGGUUUCUUCAAGCCUAAUGUUGUCUAAAUGUUAGCAUGACCUUGAAGGUCAGAGAGCAGUUCCUGCUCUUUCUGGAAACCCCUCCCCCUCCCAAGUGCAUGAGGAAUAAGGUCCAGUUAUUUUGCUUUAUUUAGAAGAAUGGAUCCAUUUAAUUAACCGUGGGUGUGCUUAGAUGGGAUAGGACGAAAGUUGAUGGGAGAUUAUUUUGCCCUUCAUUCAGACAUGAGAGUGACCAGAUGUUUUUACUGUCUUGGGAUGAGAGGAAGAUGACUCUGUAUACAUUUGGAGGAGUGUAAUCUCAUUUUAAAAAUGGCUGCCAUGCCUCACAGUUGCUAGAAACAUAGACUAUGCAGACCAGGAUGACCUGGUACCCUGGUUUUCUCUUGCAUUCAGGUUGUGCCCAAGGAUUCUGCCUGCCUUUCAUGAUAGGGAUAAGAGGCCUGAAUUAGGGUGGAGAAUACGCAAAAAGAAGGGAGGUGCCUUCCAAAAUGGUGGGUUACUGAGAUAAAAUGAAGACCCCGGUGGCUUUCUGGGUCUUCCUAGUAGCAGUGGCUGGGGGACCAGUUGUUAUGUGGGAUUGUUGGCAUGAAUUAAAGAGGCUUGGGGUGUUUGUCUAAAUAGAAGGAAUCUAUAACUUUGUGGGGGUUCUGGGGAGUUUUCUUCCUGCUGAAAGCAUGAAGGAGGUGGGCAUGUAGAGGGGGAAGGGGGACACAUGGUGAAGGGGGACACAUGGUGGGUGGGGGAAAGGGCUUAAAUGUCAGACAUGGCUGGUGUUGAUGAGGGGCUACCAACUCCAGGUUGUAAAAUUCCUGGAGAUUUGGGGGUGGAGUCUGUGGAGGGCAGAGUCUGAAGGAAAGGCCUCAAUUUGCCCUCCAACCCAUCAUUUUCCUCCGUGGGAGCUGGGGUUCCUGGGGCCUCACCUGCGAGUCCACCCACAUGACCCAUUUUGCAAUUGGCACUUGUAAGCAAACCACUGAAUGGCUUCUCCAUCUUCUGGGAAUUUUUGGAAUCCUUUAAUUAAAGAAAAUAAACCUGAUUUCUCUGCUAACGUG
This is a messenger RNA of Sphaerodactylus townsendi, 5100 nucleotides long. RefSeq names its product phospholipid phosphatase related 3 (gene PLPPR3). The coding region runs from base 336 to 2462 and encodes 708 amino acids. Gene Ontology annotation, molecular function: phosphatidate phosphatase activity. Lineage: Eukaryota; Metazoa; Chordata; Lepidosauria; Squamata; Sphaerodactylidae. The record is from RefSeq and is a predicted model, not a curated record. The transcript has 8 exons. Gene Ontology annotation, biological process: phospholipid metabolic process; signal transduction; phospholipid dephosphorylation.